Molecule: messenger RNA, 1683 nt
Organism: Exophiala bonariae
Lineage: Eukaryota; Fungi; Ascomycota; Eurotiomycetes; Chaetothyriales; Herpotrichiellaceae
Exons: 6
Coding region: 1-1683 (560 amino acids)
Biological process (GO): fatty acid metabolic process
Molecular function (GO): medium-chain fatty acid-CoA ligase activity
Source: RefSeq, a predicted model, not a curated record
AUGAAGCAGCCAGACAUCGACCCAGAAUGCUUUGAUCGCACCGAUCUGGUAUAUGUCGAGGACGACCUGAAUACUUUGCCGCAUGACAUCAUUUUCCACCGACUGCACUUUCUUGCAUGCCACCAGAAUACCGUUGCUAUCAGAGAUACAGAUCGCAGCUUGGAAAUCAGCUAUGGGCAACUUCUCAGCGACAUUGUCACAGCCAAAAACCUGGUGUUGAGCAAACUGCAUAUAUCAACUCUCGAACAACUUCGCGCAGACAAGGAGGUUUCUUUCCUCAUCCUUGCUCGUGGAUAUGAGUUUGUCGUAUCGUUCUUUACCGUCUUGGCCAUUGGCGGCAUCGCUGCGCCAACAAGUCCUCAUGUCACACUGGCCGAAGCUCUUCAUUUCAUGAAGACGAGUAAAGGGCAGGCUGUUCUUCACUCCCGCGAUUUCGAAGCUCUUGCUGCAGAGAUAUCCCAUUCUUCUGAGGUGUACAGUGAAUGCAGGCACGUUUGCAUCGAUUCUCAUCCGGACGUUAGGCUGCUCAAUCCCCGAAAGAUUCGAUUCUCUAUGAAGAAAAUCCCGGAUGUGAACAACCCCGGUGCUAUCAUUUUCACCUCGGGAAGUACUGGCAAACCGAAAGGCGCGGCGAUGCGGCGAUAUAACAUCUUAGUACACGCCCUGUUGCUCAUGUGGAAGAACAACAUCAACAAAGCCUAUACCAUACUCCAAAUGCUGCCCACACAUCAUGCUGCUGGGCUUGUUCAGAACACUUUGCCCACGCUUAUGGGUGGAGGCACGGUAGAGUUCACCCUUCCAAGAUUUGACGCAGCUGCGAUAUGGGAACGAAUUCGGCGAGAAGGAAUUCAAUCCAUUUCUGCAGUGCCAACGAUCUAUGUUCGAUUGCUGUCACAUUUUGAGAAUGUGCUGUCGAAACUGGACUCUGCGGAAAAGGAAAUCUAUCGAUCUGCCAUGAGCAAAGUGGGACAAUUUCAAUGCGGGACGUCAAGUCUACCUACAUCCGUGGCGGCAAGAUGGGAAGAACUUUUUGAGCGACGUAUCUUGGAACGCUACGGUGGGACUGAAUUUGGCAAUCCGUAUGCCAAUUAUGCUGGCUCCAAAUUUGUAUUGGGCUCGGCAGGCAUGCGGAACCCAGGAAUCGAAUCUUACCUAGAGAAUGGUGACCACGGGGAGAUAUUUGCUCGAAGUCCGCUGAUGUUCUCCAAAUAUAUCAACAAUGUAGAGGGCACGCGAGACUCCCUGACUGCUGAGGGCUACUUCAAAACUGGUGACAUUGCAGAGAGAGUUGAAGAUCACUACUUUAUCAAGGGGCGCAAGUCGGUGGACAUCUUGAAAACGGGGGGAUACAAGGUUUCAGCCCUUGAUAUCGAACACGCGAUGACGAAUCACCCAAAGAUUGCUGAAGCCAUUGUAGUUGGGGUUGAUGAUGACGAAUUUGGUCAGAGAGUUGCGGCUGCUGUCGUCCUGAAAGAGGGAUACCACGAAUUGUCUUUGAGCGAAUUGAGGAGAGACCUUCAGAAAAGCCUAUCCAAUUAUAAGCUUCCCUCGAUCUUGCGAGUAGUCCCGGAACUUCAGAAGACGGCGAAUAUGAAGAUACCCAAACAGCUUCUGAAGAAAGAAUUGUUUGACUCGAAACAUCCUGAUAUUGAGACGUGGCAAUUUAGCAAACCAAAAAUUUAG